Molecule: messenger RNA, 9191 nt
Organism: Haplochromis burtoni (Burton's mouthbrooder)
Lineage: Eukaryota; Metazoa; Chordata; Actinopteri; Cichliformes; Cichlidae
Gene: adgrg6
Product: adhesion G protein-coupled receptor G6
Exons: 29
Coding region: 444-4145 (1233 amino acids)
Biological process (GO): myelination in peripheral nervous system; heart trabecula formation; cell surface receptor signaling pathway
Cellular component (GO): membrane
Molecular function (GO): laminin binding; G protein-coupled receptor activity
Source: RefSeq, a predicted model, not a curated record
ACAGCUGAUUGUUCUGGUUGUUCUGUCAGACAGCUUUUAUUUUGAUGGUUUGGGCGGAAGAUUAAUCGUAUAAAUUCCAGCCUGAGCUGAAGUAAAAGCCCGUGCUUGUGUUUUUCCUCAGCUGAAACGUCUUCGCGCUCCUUCGCCGGGCAGUCCGGGUCAGGAAAGCGAGUCCACCCCUCGCUCUCCCCGCCUCUCUCUCUCUGCAUCGCCCUCCGUCUCACUCUCUAAACUUUGGAGACUUUUGCGCGUCCUGGGCGCAUUCUGGAUUUGCUGAUUUGGAGUCUGAAAACUUUCAGCGCGAGAAAAAACUGGAAAGCAGAGAAAGAAAAAGGGAAAGAGGAAAAAAGGGAGAAAAGAAAAAGGAGGAAAGAAGACCUUCCCUCGGACACCGGACAGGGAGAAUGAUCCUGCGGGGGGACCAGCUGCCGCUCCAGUGAAACAUGGAGACCUUUAGAGGUGAAGGCGGAGGAGGAAGAGGAGGAAGGUGGAGACUUCGUCACGUUGUCCCGGUGGUUCUGCUGUGGAUGACCCUGCACAGACACGUACUGGGCUGCGCCUCCACAAACUGUAACCUGGUGCUAACGGAGGCCCAGGGAGAAAUCACAUCACCGUGCUAUCCCCAGAGAUACCCCAAUUCGUACAACUGUAGGUGGAUCAUGCAGGCCCCCACCGGCUUCAUUAUCCAGCUGUCCUUCCUGGACUUUGAACUGGAGGAGGCGCCGGGAUGCAUCUAUGACUGGGUGAAGGUGAAUACAGGCAGCGCUGAAGUUGUGUUCUGUGGUCUGACGGCCAACGGGCUGACGCUAAACUCAACGGGGAACCAGAUGGUGCUGUCUUUUACCUCCGACUUCAGUGUGCAGAAGAAAGGCUUCAGAGUUAGCUUCCAACAUGUUGCUGUGGCCCUGAGGAACCAGAAGAUCAAGAUGAGCAGCGGUGUCGGGCAGAUCACAAAGGUCGCCAAUUCUGUUUCCAUCCCUGCGCUGAGUCAGCUGACCAUAUGCUUCGAGGUGGAGCGCACCAGCCUGAAACAGAAAGAAUGGAUCUUCACUUACUCCAAAGACAGCAGCGCCAUGUUGCUGAGUCUUGGUUCCGAUGGAACGGGGAUGAAGAUGGUGGUUGAUGGAGUGGUCUGUCCAAUAGACAACAUCAUCUUACCAUCUGACUUCACUAACUCCAUGAAGUCCUUCUGUGUCCUCUGGACAUCAUCAAAUGGACGUGUGGCUGUUUACUUCAAUGGGAACUACUUGGCCAAGGCCUGCUCCAGCUCCACCGGACACUCCGUGCAGGCUGGGGGAGAAUUCCGGAUAGGAAGUCAGCAGCAGAGCUUCGAUGGGAACAUCUACAACCUGCGGCUGUGGAAUUACGCCAUGUCCAUUCAGGAGCUCGGCGCAUUAAAGUGUGACCACGUGGGGAAUGUCAUCGACUGGGACAACAGCUACUGGACCAUCCCGGCCUCUCUGGCCCAGACGAACACCUCGCUCAGCUGCAGCGUCUUCCCAGUGAGCAACGCAACCCUCAAUAAUAACUGUGACCCAUCUGCGCUGGGCUGCCCAGCUGUUUCCUCUCCUGCCACCUCAUCCACUGACUCCACUAACACCAUCUACACUACUAAUGCCAACACCCACGAUGAGCAGUUUUACCGAUUCGAGUUUGUGGUGGAUGACAGCAGAUCACAGACGACACGGGAGACGCUUAAAUCAGCUGUGGCUCUUUGGCUCAAUCAGACCUUUCAGGACUGGAUCCACAAAGUCUACGUGGGCAACAUCAGUGUUCAGCUGAGUCCACAGACUGCAGGAAACCUGAGCAGCUAUGAGUGCCGUGGUCUGCUGGUUUAUACCGAGAUCAUCAACAAGAACCUGAGCCUCAUCGAUGAUGCGUCUGCCCGGCUCAGACAGGGGAGCGUGUCAGAGGGUGUGGAGAUCCAGAGCGCCUCUGUGGAAGUCAAACAGAUUGAAAAUUGCCCGUACGACCCGCCUUGGCCUGAAACCAGACCGACCGUUACUGAGUACCAGCCCUGCUUCCCCAACAAGAAAUGGAGGACCUGUUUAAUCAGUUCGAUGAACUACUCAUCGUACUGGUCAGAUCCAGACGGCAGCAACUGCACUGAUAUCGACUCCAUCCAAGUGUCAGCAGAAAAUGCAUCUGAUGUAGCGGAGCAGCUCAAAGCGUUCACCAACAACAAGCUGAAUGAGAAAGAGGUGUCUAAAGUGGUGUCAAAGGUGGAACAACUAGUGAAUGUAUCCAAGAUCAACUUCACGUUAGCCUCCAGCAUCGUCACCAUCAUCUCCAACGUCAUGAGUGGCUCAGCUACAGUCCCGGCAGCCUCAGACAAAGCUCUGAAGACCGUGGACGAGCUGGUGCAGAAGAUCCAGUUUGAUGGUCCGUCCAUCCAGAUCAAUUCCAAGAAUCUGGCUGUGGGAAUUCUGGCCCUCAACACGACGAUGUUCAACGAAACGACCCUCAGCGCCUUCAUGUCUCCAAAUAAGUCUGACCCACAGAUUGAUUUUAAGUCUAAGCGGCCGAAUCCUUUAGCUCAGGUCACACUUCCCGCCUCUCUGCUGUCCAGAGUCUCUCAUGCCGAAGCCGACACACCGUCCAGGAUCAGCUUCAUGUUCUUCAACAGCCCCAGUUUUUUCCAGAAAAAGGCAGAAAAUGAAUUGAUCAGCUACGUGGUGGCGAGCAGCGUGGUGAACGUCCCCAUCCACAACCUGAGAGACCCAGUGAGGAUCGAGAUCGCUCAUCGCUCUGACCCGGCUCGUGGGACUCUGGACUGCGUUUUCUGGAACUUCACCAAGAACGAUGGAACUGGAGAUUGGAGCAAAGAAGGCUGCAAAAAAAACUCCACCGAAUCCACGGCCAACAAAACCGUCUGCCUGUGCGACCACCUCACACACUUCGGUGUCCUCCUGGACAUCUCUCAGACUUCGCCCUCCAUCGAUGAAAAGAACAACAAUAUCCUGACCUUCAUCAGCUACAUCGGCUGCGGGAUCUCCGCCAUCUUCUCUGCUGCCACGCUGCUCACGUACAUCGCCUUCGAGAAACUGCGACGUGACUACCCGUCAAAGAUCCUGAUGAACCUCAGCACAUCUCUGCUGUUUCUCAACAUGGUGUUCCUGCUGGACAGCUGGCUGAGCACCAUGAAAAACGAUGGGCUGUGUAAGGCUGUGGCCAUUUUUCUCCACUACUUUCUGCUGACCUCCUUCACCUGGAUGGGGCUAGAAUCGGUCCAUAUGUACAUCGCUCUGGUCAAAGUCUUUAACACCUACAUCCGCCGGUACAUCCUGAAGUUCUGCAUCGUUGGGUGGGGUCUUCCUGCUGUGCUGGUUGUGAUUGUCGCUGCGGUGGAAAAAGACGCAUACAAAGCAGUAGAAUACAAAGGAGGGUCAAAGUUCUGCUGGAUUACCAAUGAAGCCGUCUUCUACACCACCUGCGUCGGUUACUUCUGCCUGGUGUUUCUGCUCAACAUGGCCAUGUUUGUCGUGGUGAUGCUGCAGAUCUGCGGACGCAACGGCAAACGCAGCAACCGCACGCUGCGGAAAGAGGUUCUCCGAAACCUACGGAGCGCCAUCAGCCUCACCUUCCUGCUGGGAAUGACCUGGGGGUUUGCUUUCUUUGCCUGGGGACCGGUCAAGCUGACGUUCAUGUACCUCUUCUCCAUCUUCAACUCGCUGCAAGGCCUCUUCAUAUUUAUUUUCCACUGCGCCCUGAAAGAAAAUGUGCAGAAGCAGUGGAAGAGAUACCUCUGCUGUGGCCGAUUCAAGCUGUCAGACAACUCAGACUGGAGUAAGACAGCUACCAACAACACCAAGAAGGUGAGCUCAGACAACCUGGGCAAGUCUCUGUCCUCCAGCUCCUUUGGCUCCACCACCGCCAACUGGACCUCCAAAGCUAAAGCGACGCUCAACCCGUUCAAACGACAUAGUAACACAGCUAAAUACUACUCCAAACAGACCAAUCCAAAGUGCAUCUCCUCAUCCUGUUCCUCCUCAGAAGUGGAGCCCAACUCCUCUUCCUCCUCGUCCUCCAUCCUUCCUGUCAGCCAGAUGAUUGACAAGGUGAAAGGUUACUGUUCCACACACUCUGACAACUUCUGCAAGAACAUCAUCAUGCCUGACACCUGCACCCACUGCACCAGGUUUUAGAUUGCCCUCAGCACUUCUGCUGCCCCCCCCCCGCCAUUAGAAUAUGUUCUAGACCUGCUCACAUUGUUCUAGAAACUUCUUAACGUCCUGUUCACAGCUUCACUGAAAGGCUUCUGUUAAAGGUUCAUACAUGAAGCGCAGCACUGGAACAUGAGUCAUUAUUCUGUACAUGCCGCUGAACAUUAUUGAACCUUUUGUGUUCUGGAAGUACGUCUAACAUUUCUGGAUUUCAGCAUUCAACUGUUCAGUCUGUUGGAUAUCUUCCUAAUGUUCCCGAACUUUGUGAGAGCAAAAUUUGAUGUUUUGAAACGUAUCCAAGUAUUCUAAAGUUGUGUGACAGCCUCAUUCCAAGAGAAAGGUUGUAGCAAGUACCGGCUGAGUGAGAAUUACAGAACAUGAUUAUAAACUCAAUGAAGCCUGAGUCAGUGCCCUGAGACUUUUGCACGUUCCAGAAAUCUCCAACAUUAGACAGUCCCUGUGUUUCGAAAACUCUCAGAGCCUCAACGGUUUGAGAAGCUUUGAAUUGUAGAGCUCAUCCAAGCAGUGCAGAGCUCUAAAAGCCUUAGUCAGAGAGUGUGUUUUUUAAUUCUUCUGAUAUUCAUUCAGAUAGCCCCCUAACACUGUACAAGCCCAACACCCACACAAACUGUUUAGAAGCGUUCUGAUUCUGUCUCAGCCUCAGAGAUGUCCCUGAAAACUUUAUUAAAUCGUGUGUCAUCAUGUGAAUUGUUUGUUUUGCUGUAGGAGCACAUAGUUUUUUGUACAAUUAAUUCAACAAUCUGCAAAAAUUAUUGAUAUGUGUUUUCAGUUAUGUUAAAUUUACAAGGAGCAGGCCGGUUUGUCAGACUGUACUCUAAUUUGAUUGGAUAUUUUUCCUCAGUACAGAGUAUGCAAUAACGUGAUUAAAUUCCUUUGUACAAAAGUCCCAAAAGACUUUUCAAGAAAUAUGCUUUUUUUAUGAAAUAUGCUUAAACGGCAGCCUGUGAACUCAUCAGAAUUAAGUCAGUCAACAAAAUUAUUAUGAUUAAGAAUGAUAAGAGAAGCUACAGGGUGGUCAGUGACGCUGAUGUGAUUCUACUGUAUCAUAUCAAAUUACCAAAAUUGGCCGACUUGGCUGCCAGAAUGUAAGAUGAAACUAGGAGCAAGGGGGAGUGAUCAGAGGGGUGAGGAAAGACAAAAAAAUGAAAAAAAAGGAUGUUAUCGAAGAAAAAACUAGACUCUUAGGUUUGGCAUCUUUUUAAUACUGUGAUGUUUAUUAAAACUGUCCAUUUGUGCACGUGUGUGUGGAGCCAUACCCUCUGUAAAUAUAGAUCUAUGUAUUCUAUGUGCCUUAUUUUUAUUGUGAAAAUCUGUCUGGAUGGUUGAUUUUAUUCAUGCCUUUGUAAGGUCCUCAAAGGGUCACUGCAACUGUACAUACUUUAUGCUUUAUAUACAUGCUUUAAGUUGUGAUGACCAAAGGGGCAGAAAUAGGAUGGACACACACAAAAAGAGAAUUGAACAGAAUAUAAUCUCCACCGGGAAAGGCCGAUUGAUCAAGGUGUUUUCAAAUACUCAUUUAACAUAUUUACAUUUAUUAAAAAUAUUAUUAUCAUGAACAAAACUUGGUAUGUCUAUUGAUGGAAUGCUUGAGUUUAUCAACACAUAUUUUGAUUUUCAGACUCCAUUUUUGAAAAUGUUGUGCUCAUAUAUAAUUACUGUAAUAUUUCCCACAUGUUUGGUGGUUUAUUGGAUAAAAGAUGUUGAAGCUUUCUUGUGCAUGUCAGCCAGAGUUUAGCAAUCAUAGUGGUAACUUCUUUACUGUUCACAUUUGGAGGUUUGUUUUCUUACUCUUGUUCUAAUAUCUGCUCUUAUUCAGAAUUUUGUGAUAGUUUUUUUAAGGUAAUACAACUGCUAGAAUGACAAUAUUUAGCCUAAAGGACUUAUGGAUAAGUUUACCCAGAUCCCAGCAAAAAUGCUAAGUCUGCCGAUGUUGUGGUUUAGACAAUACAACUCAGCAUCAGUGUGUCUUUUCAUAUCAGAUAUUCAAAUUACUACAAGUAUUUUGCAGACCUCCUUUUAGAAGGAACAUAUUUUUAAGAGAAACCUGAUGACAGCCAAGUGAUUACCCAGCGGUCCUGGAAGUGCAAGAGGAAUUCCAUCCUAGUCCUUUCAUGUGGUGGCAAAUAUCUAAAGCAGAGGAGAGUUAAAUAUAUCAGCAUGAAAAACGAGAGAGAACAGGAGCAGUGACAGAGGAUAUUUUUGUUCUCGUAAUUCAGCUGAACUGAUCCAUGAAUUUAAUCAUCAGUAUCAUUUUUUCUUUUUAAGAGAAUCAACCGAGUUAGCAAAAUAAUCUACACUUAUUUCUCAAAAUGUAAAAAAGUCAAUAUCAGUUUCAUAUUAAUGUUGUUUCAUCACCUUCUACACAGGUAAAGCAGCAUUUUUACAUAUGGUUUAAUUUGUAAAGCCAUGAAAGUCAGCACUUCCUUCCCUUCCUUAGACUUUAAAUCCUGAUAAGAAUUCCUUUGUAUAAUAAAGAGAUAUAAAAAGAAACUCCGUGGCACACAUGCAGCCACCAUGCAGUGAUCAAGUGUGAUAUUCAUUGUUUGACUGUGUUUGUAUCAUGGACAACAUCGUCAGUCUAGGUAUGCCACACUGCAUUGAAAUUUUUAACUGGCUGCAGUUUAUACAGUAUUUUAUUAAAUUAAAAAUGUUGAAAAUGUAAUUCCUCAUUGCUGUUAGACCAAAACUGUGCUUUCAAAUCCGCUGGAUAAACUCACUUUCAUUUUUAAUUACUACCAAAUUAAAAAUAACUAAUUCCCAUGUUUUAAGGCCCCUGAGACCUAAACUAUCACAGGUGGUCAUCCUAACCCUGUUCCUUUAUUCCAAUUUUCUGGAAGCAGUGUAAAUAGCUUUUGAUAUCAGUUGGAAUCAUUAUUGUCUGGGAAGACAAUUUAAGAAGAACAGAAAUAAAAUAUUCCGAUUGGCGACUGGGUUGUGGCUGAUGAGAGGGUUAACGACUUGCACAUGAAAUGUUAUCCAAUUUGCCACCAAACAAUCAAACGUAAUCUUUUUUCUUUAUUUUAUCAAUCAAAUUUAAUAGAAACAUACACUCUGCACAUUAGACCACGUGUUAAAUAUAUAUAUAAAGUAGUAACAUUGUAUCAGUAUUUAAAGCUGUAAGAGGCUCAGUUAGUAGUUAAUUUGUAAUGAAAUUUGAAAAGUUCACUGUUACAUUUAGAAAAAUAUAACUUGUGUGUGAGUGACAUCGUAGUAGUAGACCUUUCUUUGCCCGGCAGCACUUUAACUCCCAUUUACACAAUUAGCACUGGAGCAUUCUUGGUGUUGCAUUAAUAAAAGACAAUCAGUCUAACAGUUUUAUGAUGGUCUUUUGUCACCACCAUAAAAUUUCAUGAAUUCUGUCAAAGUAGGGAAAAAGCACCAUUCUGUUCCAAUAGAAGCCUUUUUUUGAAAAACAAAACAAAAACAAAUAUGUGUGCUAUUCUGUUCCAUUGCUUUGAGCAUCUUUUGAGCAGUGUUUAUUGUGUUGUAUGCUAUUUAUUUUGUAAAUGUCUUCCUGUGUCCGGUUAACCACAAAUUAAACUUACUGGAAGGGAAAACCAUAGAAGAUGAACAUGGGGACCUAUCUGAGGUCUUUUUUGGUAUUCAGACUCAUUGGACCUCCACUCAUCAGCUGUUGGCUAACUGGACUUCCACUGCCUACAUGGAGCCAACAGCAUUCAACACUGCAGAAUGUAUUGUAGUAGUCACACAUUGUACCCCUUAACCCCUGUUUCUUUUUUCUUUUGCCCAGAGUGGCAGAAGAAUGCACUCUUCAGCACUCAGAAACAAUUCCCUUGAGACUGUGAAAGAAGAGCCGAGGCCUUUUUGGCAGCUCCGUGCGGGGGCAUAGCUCAGUUAUCCUGUCAGUCACUGGACUGGCUUCAGAAAUGCCUUAAAAUGUUCAUAUCAAGCACGACUGCCCAAAGAGGACAACACACACACACACGUCAGGUUUUCAAAUCUGUGGGGACAUCUAAUUAACGUAAUGCUUUCCUUAGCCCCUUACCCUAACCAUAACCCAAUUGUAACCCUGGCACUAAAACCACAUUUUAAGUCUAAAAAAUGCCUUCAAACUUGUGGGGUCCAGGAUUUUGGUCCCCACAAGUAUAGUAAACUUCCCAUUUUUGGUCUCCACAAAGAUGUGAAUAUAUGCUCACACACACACGCACACACACACACAAACACACCUGGUAUUCCAGGUGUGUGGAUUACCAGGUGUGCACACAAACUGAAUUUUCCUGACUGGAACAAGGCUGAAUGUUUGUGUGGUAACAAAAUGAAAAAGUACACACAGAGUGUAAGGAGACUGCUCAAUCCAGACAGGCUGAAAACAAAAGUCAUGUGACAAAAUCAGAUGAACCCAAACUCUGCCCAACGCCAAGAAACGGCCAAUAAAGAGCCUUAAGGUUAAACUCACUCGCGCUGCAUGGCUGAAGAGGCCAGAAUUCAUUUUAUGUUUCUAAUCAAGCAGAAAUUAAUUAUUUUAAUGAACUGCCGAUGCCCACCUUAACUUUUUGAAGCCGUUUGUCGACGAUUUCUUUAAUCUGUCUGCUCUUGUGGAGAAUUCUUGUUCCCUAACGGCUCUCUGGCAGCUCAGCAUGCAGUAGCAUUAUAGUCGCUGUUCAAUCAGAUAUCCAAACUCAGUAAACGUUACGAGUCCCGUUUCGUUUCCUCUGGGCUGGCUCGUCCACUCACAGGUCAAGUCCACCCACAUCUCUAUUUUCCUCUAACAUGACGUGUGUACAGUUGCAUUUAAUGUAAAUACUUCAUGUCACCUGCACUAUGUUUAGUUGACGGAUAUUGUAUCACAUGCAGAUGUUUCACAGAGGAUUGUAACUCAUCUUGGCUUUUGCUGUGUUUUAGCGUUUGUACUAUUUUUUCUAUGAUUCUGUGAACGCUUGUCCUCCCUUCACGGCUGCGUUAUUGCCUGGUUUUUCUGUGAGGUUAUUUUGUGAAAGCACGCUUUAGUUUCAGCAUUAAAGGGAAUAAAGGUUUGACAUGAUUACA